Messenger RNA from Anopheles marshallii, 1326 nucleotides. RefSeq names its product cytoplasmic tRNA 2-thiolation protein 2 (gene Ctu2). Gene Ontology annotation, molecular function: sulfurtransferase activity; tRNA binding. Gene Ontology annotation, biological process: tRNA wobble position uridine thiolation. Gene Ontology annotation, cellular component: cytosol. The transcript has a single exon. NCBI's taxonomy places the organism in Eukaryota, Metazoa, Arthropoda, Insecta, Diptera, Culicidae. The record is from RefSeq and is a predicted model, not a curated record. The coding region runs from base 1 to 1326 and encodes 441 amino acids.
AUGUGCAGUAUUGUAGAAGAUGACUUUGGUGACGAUGGAGGAGCGCACGGUAUGAGGGAAGACACACCACAACCGGAACUAUCCGUAAACGAGCUGUGUCGAAAGUGUAACACGGAGAUGGCCGUACUAAAGCUUAACCUAAAGGAGCCCCAGUGUCGGGUUUGCUUUUUGAAUUACGUUCGACACAAGUUCCGUGCAUCGUUGGGAUCCACGAAAAUUGUACGCCGAGGGUCACGGGUGCUAGUUAUCUUUACCGGCGCAGCGGAAAAUGUUACCCUGCUCGAUAUGAUUCGCUUCGGAUUGGAGCAGGAUUCUUUCAAGCAGCUACGAAUAGUGCCCAUCCUGCUGUACGUCGAUGAUGGUUUUGUUGAAAAAACAGAUGAACUAAGAAUUCAACAGCUUUCGAAACGGAUAAAUGUUUUGAAACAGUUUAGCAGCUUUCCAUCGUACUAUACUGUGUGCGGUUCUUCGAAGUAUGCUGAAAUAACCUUCAACGAGACAUUUUCUCCUAUCGGUUUCGAGCAAGAUGAAGCGCGGCUGUUGCAAGUACUGGAAGCGGUCCGAUCGGUAUCAUCCAAACAGGAUCUCCUGGAACAAGUGCACAAUCAAACGUACCGAAACAUCGCCAAAGCACUCAACUGUAACUACGUGUUCCUCUCGGACAUCGGGAUCGAUCUGGCAAAAACGCUCCUAUCCAACGUGGCCUUGGGACGCGGUUGUUCUCUUGCGCAGGAUGUUGCCUUCUGCGAUGAUCGUGACGAUGCGGCGAAGCUAAUACGACCAAUACGUGAUCUGAACCCGGAUGAGGUUAGCAAUUAUUUGCAGUUCAGUGAGGCACAACUGCAAUACCUUCCGCUCGUGAAACAUUUCGAGGAUAAACCAAGUUUGCAAAAUUUGACUUCUAAAUUCAUCGACAACCUUCAGCAAACCUUCCCCUCGACGGUGUCUACCGUUUUUCGUACUGGCGACAAACUUGAUGUACUGAAAUCAGUCCAACGAGUAACUUCCGACGAUGGGGCAAAUUUUCUGGCAAUGUUCGAUAAAUCACUCACGCUAAACGAUCAGUCGGUGGGAGAAUGUUGUCGGUUUUGUGGCGCUGUUUUAGAUUAUAAAGGAUCAAAAACGCUUUUCGCAACCGAAUAUUCGAGGCUCGUGUCCUCACGAAUAAAUGCCGCCUGUAGUCAUGAGGAUAUUUUGCAAAAAUCAAAGCAAAUGGAGUUAGACGCAGAACGUGCUGUGAAUGGGGAGAAAAAUGAGGAACAGCAGGAACUAUUGAAGCACCUGUGUCAUGGGUGUAGGAACAUAUUUGAAGAUAUAAAUGAAUAA